This is a messenger RNA of Paramisgurnus dabryanus, 3962 nucleotides long. It is a transcript of the gene ranbp3a, whose product is annotated as RAN binding protein 3a. Gene Ontology annotation, biological process: protein export from nucleus. The record is from RefSeq and is a predicted model, not a curated record. Lineage: Eukaryota; Metazoa; Chordata; Actinopteri; Cypriniformes; Cobitidae.
GGGUAAAGAGCGGAAGUAAGAUGGCGGCAGGGUUGACAGCUGAGGUGUUGUGUCUCUGAUGGUGAUACUGUACUCAAAACAACCUGAUAUCAUCUUAAGGAGGGACACAGACAUCAGGAUGGCAGAUGAAAAUGAGAAACCUGCUGUAGCUUCUUCUGUGUUUGUCUACCAGAAAGAUAAAGCACAAAAAAGGUCAGCAGAGAGGUCCAGCUCAGAGGAUGGAGAGGACUCUGAUAAAGAUGAUGGCAUUUACUGCCUUGCUGCCAAAAGAGGAAGAACUUCUUCUUUUACACACUCCGUUUCUAAGAAUAAUACUAUCAUGCCAUCCAAUAUCAGUCAGUCACCAACGUCAGACUCUGACUCAGAACCUGAGGAGAAGACAGUGGGGUUUCGCCUAAAGCCCCCAACGCUGAUCCACGGGCAGGCGCCCAGUGCUGGUGUCCCCAGUCCUAAACCCAAAGAAGCACAGCGCAGUAUCCUGCGACCACCUGUCCUGCAGCCUCCUCCGACCAGAACCCCGCCUCAGAGCGACACAAGCUCAAAUGGAUUGAAUGAGCCCUCAGAUGCUGACUCAAGUACAGCUGCGCAGGAUAACCAGCUGUCAUCUAUGAAGAACAGCAAAAGCUUUGAUGAAAAGACAAGCAACAAAUCUGAAGGACAUGACGCUCCUGUCGAAACCACAUUUGUAUUUGGACAAAACAUGAAGGAACGAGUAAAGGUGGAUAGACGUUCAUCUAAGGAUAAUUGUCCUUCGGCCAAAAAGGAAACAAAUUACUUCUUGCAGUACAUCACUUCCAGCACACAGAAAGCCAAUGACGGCGAUGCCAAAAGCGCAAAGUUUGUCUUUGGCCAGAACAUGUCAGAUCGAGUCCUGACACUGCCACAAUUCAGCGCAGAACCAGCAGGAGGCAGCAGAGACCAGCAGUCGGACGUCACCCUAUUUGGACAGAUUCUCCCCUCACACGAUCAAAACUUGGAGAAGGGUGACAACACGAAAGAUUCUCUGGAGGAGUCUGCGGCUCGUCACGAAGCCCACAAACCCCAGAAGUGUUUAUUGGAGCGGGUGGAGGUGAAGACGGGAGAGGAGUCGGAGAGCAACGUGCUACAGAUGCAGUGUAAGCUGUUUGUGUUUGAGGUGGUCUCUCAGUCAUGGGUGGAGAGAGGAUGUGGAGUGCUCCGACUCAAUGACAUGUCAUCCGCUGAUGACGGCAUGCUACAGUCCAGACUGGUCAUGAGGACCCAAGGAAGUCUUCGAGUGAUUCUCAACACAAAGAUCUGGCCUCAGAUGCAGGUGGAUAAAGCCAGUGAGAAGAGUCUCAGAAUAACCGCCAUGGACACAGAGGAGCAGGGUGUUAAAGUCUUCCUCAUCGCUUCUAGCUCUAAGGAUGCUGCGCAGCUGUUUGCAGCGUUACAUCAUCGCACCCUGGCACUGCGGAGCACCGGUGGGCAGGAGUCAGAGGGGCAGCCGGCUGUCCCUGAGGGUGAAGUCGCCCGCUUCAGUGACGACGAUGCGUCCCGCACGCCCCCCUCCACAGCUACACCCGCAUCAGGUAAUCCAGAAGCAGGUGUGUGUCCAUCCACAGGGGACACAAAGUGCUAAAUCUGCAGCUUAUCUCAAUCCUACAAUGCCUCACUGGAAGGCCCUCAAGAAAAUACUAUGCAGGUGAAUCUCUCCAAACUCCUGCUCUUUUAUUUCAUUUUUAACAGCAAAAAACUUUUAAGGACUACACACACAAAACGCUCUCGACAUCAUCAUAUUGAUGAGAAGGAGAGACUCAUUAUAAUUUCAAACGUGAACUUCUUCGUAUGUGCGUUUGAUAGUUUCGGAUUCAUGCAGAUCAUGUUUAUUUUUACAUCUCGUCUUUCAUCACAGUUCUGCUCUGUUCCUCCUGCAUCUGCAAAAUCAUCCUUUACCUCCUCCUGCAAUGCUUUAGAUCUUCUCAGAAUGACCUCAGUUAAAUCAUGGGAUGUAUAUAACUCGACACAGCGCUGUGAAACAGCAAAACAGAUGUUUCUGCACUUAUCUGGGUUUUCUAAUCAGAAGCUGUGAUUAAGAUAAGACCUUAUUCGUUUUCUUCACAUUUCCUCUCUUUAUUUAACAUCUGCCGCACUUAAACAUCAUUAUGGGGUGGCGGUACUUCCUGUUAUUUAGCGUAACUGCUAGUUAUUUGAAAAGUGAACCUCACCACACAUGAAACUGUUGUAUAAAUACUACUGUAAUUUAUUCUUCACUUCAUGGUAAAUGCAAUAGUACUAUUUCAUACACAGUAUAUUUUUAUGAACAUGUCAUGUAUAUUAAGAGUUAAUGUAGUGUUGUAUAUAAGUUUAGGAUACAAACUUUUAUAGUGAAUUGUCUUAUUAAUGAUAAUUGUCUGUUACUAGAGCUACAGAUUGUUUAGUGUGUGCAGUGUUUUUCAUCCUGAAUAUUUUGUUUACUGUGAAACUUACCUUACUAGAGCAAAACAUUAAAGGGAUAGUUCACCCUAAAAAUGAAUUCUGUCAUCAUUUACUUACUCUCAGGUUGCCCCAAACCUGUAUACAUUUCUUUGUUAUGCAUAAAACAAAUUAAGAUAUUUAAAUAAAUGUUAAUAAGAGAUCUGGGGCACCAUUCACUUCCAUAGUAUAAUUUUUUCCUACAGUACAGUGUAAAAAUUCCUUGUUGCGCUUACAUUUUUAAGUCUAAUCAAUUUGAAAUGACAAAUUACAGUGAGGGGUAAAUUAUAAAAAUGAAAUAACUUUAGCUAAUUCUACUUUAAUUUCAUAAUUAUGAAAUUUAAUUUCAUAAUCAUAAUGGUGCUACUUAGCUGUAUUUUUUUAAGUUAUGAAGGUUAAAAUCAAAACAAACCAACUGCAGUUGAAUUGAUAUUAAUUGGAAUGCACAACCAAAAAACGAGAUUUCUAAAAAAAUAAAAAAACGGAGUUAUCUCAUUUUGAAACGAAACUCUUCAUUUAUAGUGACUCCUCACUAGUCAAGAAAGUUAAAAUGAAUUGUACAUUUUUACAGUAAAGCCAAUGGUGCCCCAGUUCUACUUGGUUACAAACACUCUUUAAAAUAUUGUCAUUUGUAUUCAGAAGAACAAAGACAUUUAUAGUUUUAUAGUUUGAACAACUUCAGGAUUAGUAAAUGAUGACAGAAUUUUUAUUUUUCUGUGAUUUAUCCCUUUAAUAUGUUUCUCAUUGAAUAGAUUGGAACGGCAAAUUUUUUGCUAUUUUUUUGUUUUAACAAGGUUGAGCAAUAUUUAUACAGGAACUGAAUUGUAUUUUGACAGCACGCAGCAGUAAAUAUCUGAUGUACCAAAACUGUCAGGAAUGUCCAAGUUAUAUUUCACCCCCCAGAAAAGUAAAAAAAAAAACAAUAAGACAUGGAAAAAAUUUUCUUUACAAUUAAAAUAAUAAUAUAUUUGUUUUUCAUUUCUGAAAAUUUUACUGGAAGUUAUUUUUAUUAAUUAAUUAUCGUACAACGCAGAGCUGUUAAAGGGACAUUCCACUUUUUUGAAAAUAUGCUCAUUUUCCAUCUUCCCUAGAGUUAAACAUUUGAUUUUUACCAUUUUGAAAUCCAUUCAGCUGACAUCUGGGUCUGGCGGUACCACUUUUAGCAUAGCUUAGCAUAAUCCAUUGAAUCUGAUUAGACCAUUAGCAUCGCGCUAAAAAAUAACCAAAGGGUUUUGAUAUUUUUUCUAUAUAAAACUUGACUCUUCUGUAGUUACAUCGUGUACUAAGACCGACAGAAAUUUUUUUUUUUUGAUUUUCUAUUCAGAUAUGUGUAGGAACUAUACUCUCAUUCUGGCGUAAUAAUCAAGGACUUUGCUGCUGUAACAUGACUGCAGGAGGUGUAGUGAUAUUACGCACUGCCUGAAAAAAGUCCCCUUGCUUACAUUCAAUAGCAGGGGACCAUUUUUGGGCAGUGCGUAAUAUCACUACGCCUCCUGCAACUCUUUGGCUAUUUUUUAGCGUGAUGUUAA